UACGAAACACCCUCAUCUCACUUUACAUUAAACCAAACCCUAAACAAGUGAUUAGAUGGAAUUGCGCCAAUUGCGUUUGACGAUGGCUCUCUACAAUUCAUCCCACCUUUCUAUCAUCUCCCCAAGUGCUCCCGCCAAAAUUCCAACAUUCAAUAAUCUUAACCUACGCACACCUACUCUUUUCCUGUACCCUCAUCGCCAUAACCAUUCUCUCCCUCCAAUUCUUACUCUCCGAGCAAACCCACCCCAAAAAUACAUUUAUCCUGAUCCGAUUCCAGAAUUUGCUGAAGCUGAAACCCAGAAGUUCAAAAUUGAAUUAAGGAAGAAGUUAUUGGAAGAUGAAGAUGCUUUUGGUGAUGAAAUUGAUCAAGUUAUCGAUAUUUGCGCUAAGCAGAUACUGCAUGAAUUUCUGUUGAAAGAGUAUGGAGGGCCAGGAACAUUAUUGGUGGAGCCUUUUACAUUCAUGCUCAUUGCUAUCAAAGACAACAACUUGCCUGGUGCUGCUUUAGCUGCUAGAACAUCCCUCCUUUGGGCUCAAAAUUAUUUAGAUUGUGACUGGCAAGCCUGGAAUUCUUCAUCUUAGUCACAACUCACAACAAUCAAGAAAUGGAGGGGUGUUGUCUAUAAAAGAAAGAUUUUGACUAUAGCCCUUUAUAGUCUUACAUAUGGGGUGUUGAUACUGUUUGGAACCUUCAAGUUCCUAUGGUGACUAGAGUAACUCGUGAAGAUUGAGGUCAAGAAUAAGGUUAUGCAUAUCCCAAUCAAAGGUGUGAGUGUUGAUCACCCUUGGAUUAGGAGGAUUUUUAUUCUAUUGUAUAGCUGUCUAUUACAUAGCUGUUGGUUAUUUUGUGUUUUGUUUGGAGUUCUGUUUACUUUAUGCACACGAAGAGUGGGUUGGGAGAAACCCUUUUUAGAAGGCGUGCUUUUUUUUUCAUGCUGAUGUAAAUUAGAUUUGCAGUUCUCUUGUUUUUUUUAAUACUCUUUUACACUUUUUUUGUUUUGAAUUAAUGAAAAAUAAAAAAAUAAAAAAAAAAGUAUGCAAGAAGAUGAGAGAUUAAAACUUUGCAAGUGUGAGCAACUAUCAUUAUGGAAACCGAUCUGUAAUAUAUAAACAUUCCAAACUUCACUUGUGUAUGGGUAGUAAAGGCCUAUUUCACAUAAAUAACAAAUACUGAUUUUUUUUUAUUUUCUCUUUUGGAAUUUGGAAAAAAAAAACAAAUAAUAAUUACAUAUUAGAUACUACUAUUGAAUAAAUAACAAUUACUCCCUCUGUAUUUUUUAUCU
Molecule: messenger RNA, 1284 nt
Organism: Amaranthus tricolor (Joseph's coat)
Lineage: Eukaryota; Viridiplantae; Streptophyta; Magnoliopsida; Caryophyllales; Amaranthaceae
Product: protein PLASTID REDOX INSENSITIVE 2, chloroplastic-like
Exons: 4
Coding region: 56-583 (175 amino acids)
Biological process (GO): regulation of gene expression
Source: RefSeq, a predicted model, not a curated record